This is a messenger RNA of Kluyveromyces marxianus DMKU3-1042, 885 nucleotides long. RefSeq names its product Kre1p (gene KRE1). Lineage: Eukaryota; Fungi; Ascomycota; Saccharomycetes; Saccharomycetales; Saccharomycetaceae. The transcript has a single exon. The record is from RefSeq and is a predicted model, not a curated record. The coding region runs from base 1 to 885 and encodes 294 amino acids. Gene Ontology annotation, biological process: fungal-type cell wall organization.
AUGAGAAACAACGUCUUAGUUUCACUAGUUGCGCUUUUGGCGGCUUGUGCUUGGGUACAGGCUGUCCCAGUGACAACUACGUUCUUUUCGGUGAAUCCAAAUGGUGCUACGAUAACACUGGUAUCCGUGUUUGAUCCAGCAACUCUCCCAGGAGCAGCACUAGCCAAUACAGCAACCACAGCAACUACAGCUACCACGCCAGCUACGCCAGGGAAGCCAGCUACCACACCAACUACAACAGCUACAACAGCCACACCAGCUACACCAGCUACCACUCCUACCACUACAACAACUCCAGGUGUAGCAGCAGCCGGAGUAACCACCGACACUACUACUGAUACAGACGUGACACCAAAGACUCCAGCUGCCGGUGCAGCAACAGACACAAAUACCGACACAGACGCAGCAGCAACCACCACACCACCAGCAGCUGCAGCUGCUGUUACUCCAACCACGGAUACAGAUGAAGCACAGGCAACUGCUAAGCCAGCAACCGGUACAAGACCAGAUCCUUCUACUUCUAGAACGCCUCUGAACCCAGAUGUGACUAGUGCAGAACCUAUUGAUACUUACGUGACUUUGACCUACGGAACAACGAAAACAGUUACAAGUAAGAGACAACCUACCAGUGGAAUGUGGGUUACUAUUACCAAAAACGGACGUACCACAGCUGUGCAGACUACUUGGAUCCAAAAAUUCAGCAGUCAGUACUCUAAACUGGCCGAACCCAGCUCGGGAAGUGUUGGCAUGGGAACUCUGUCGGGAUCCGUUGGUAUUGUGAAACCUAAAAUUGAAUCCACCAUUUCUAGUGCUGAAGCGUUCGUCUUCAGACCUGCAACUUCUUUCACAUCAGCUUUGAUCACCUUCUUGAUGUUAUUCAUCUAG